Molecule: messenger RNA, 963 nt
Organism: Elgaria multicarinata webbii
Lineage: Eukaryota; Metazoa; Chordata; Lepidosauria; Squamata; Anguidae
Product: olfactory receptor 14A16-like
Exons: 1
Coding region: 1-963 (320 amino acids)
Biological process (GO): G protein-coupled receptor signaling pathway
Cellular component (GO): membrane
Molecular function (GO): odorant binding; G protein-coupled receptor activity; olfactory receptor activity
Source: RefSeq, a predicted model, not a curated record
AUGUCAAACCAGUCAAGUGUGAGUGAAUUCUUUCUCCAUGGAUUCUCUGAUAUUCAGGAGCUGCAGGUAUUUCACAUCAUCAUUUUUCUAAUAAUUUAUUUGGUGGCCCUCAUAGAAAACCUUCUCAUCAUCACAGUCAUCAUUUAUAGCCACCAGCUCCAUACACCCAUGUACUUCUUUCUCGCCAACCUGUCAUUCCAAGAUUUUGGUUCCAUAUCUGCUACAGUUCCCAAGUCCAUGGCAAAUAACUUGAUGAACACCGAAGCCAUUUCUUACUCCGAAUGUGUCUGCCAAGUUUUCUUCCUUGUGUUCUUCAUGGUAUCCCAUUUCUUCCUUCUUGGUGUCAUGGCAUACGAUCGCUAUGUUGCCAUCUGCAAUCCACUGUGUUAUGAGGCCGUCAUGAACAAGAAAACCUGCAUCCAAAUGGCAACCAGUGCAUGGCUCAGUGGCCUUUUCUAUUCAUCACUGUAUACUGGAAAUACAUUCACAGUGCAAUUCUGUUCCAAUAUAAUUAACCAGUUCUUUUGUGAAAUCCCUCAACUACUCAAGAUAUCUUGCUCUGAUCCGUAUUUUCCUGAAUUAUGGGCGAUAACCUUUGGUUCCUGUAUUGGUUUUAUUUAUUUUGCUCUCAUUACUUUUUCUUACGUUCAGAUCUUCAGAGCAGUUCUAAGAAUCCCAUCCAUACAAGGGAAACAAAAAGCCUUUUCAACCUGCCUGCCACAUCUUAUUGUCGUCUCCCUGUUUUUGGUGAGUGGUACCUUUGCCUACUUAAAGCCAAUCUCCAGCUCACCAUCGGUGUUAGAUCUCUUGCUUUCUAUGCUGUACUGCAUAGUGCCACCAGUAAUGAACCCACUGAUCUAUAGCAUGAGGAACAAAGAACUCAAAAUGGCAGUUUGGAAGCUGAUUCUCAACAUUUUGCCUCAAUCUUUGCACAAAAACCAUUAUCCUGUGCCUGUAUUGUAG